ACAUCAAUAAUAGCAAUGGGUACAUAUUAUAUUAUGAUUUUAUAGGUGGCCUGGUUCAGUCCUUGAUAGCACAGUUUUUGAUAAUAGCAUGAUAAGAGCUCAAUUUAAAAAUUAUGAAUUUGGAAAUUGCUUUUUAUUAGGAGAUGGUGGGUAUCCUUGUCGUGACUACCUUAUGACUCCUCUCCUUAAUCCUAAUACUGAGGCAGAGAAACGAUUUCAGAGAGCCCACAUUGGCUCAAGAAACGUUGUGGAAAGGAUGUUUGGUGUGUGGAAACGGAGAUUUCCUGUGUUAGCAGUAGGAAUACGUACACAGCUGAACACAACUAUGAUGACAAUUGUUGCUACUGCUGUUUUAUAUAAUAUGUUGAAACAGCAAAAUGAUGAAAUGCCAGAAGAUCAUGACAAUAUAAUAAAUAAUGAAUUAUUAAAUGCAGUUUAUGUUAACCCUGCUAGACAGGUACUAGACGGGUAACUUAGU
Messenger RNA from Aphis gossypii (cotton aphid), 478 nucleotides. Its product is annotated as putative nuclease HARBI1. Bases 89 to 472 code for a protein of 127 amino acids. Lineage: Eukaryota; Metazoa; Arthropoda; Insecta; Hemiptera; Aphididae. The transcript is spliced from 2 exons. The record is from RefSeq and is a predicted model, not a curated record.